AGAAAACGCAACACCUCACAACGUGAUACGACAAUCUGUUUGGUCGUUUCCUAUUCAUUCUUCCUCCACUUUCCUUUUCUCUGUUAAACUCUGUCACCACCACAAAAACAUGUAGGGAAAAUUCAACAAACUGCCAAAUCAAAAGCCUUUUUUCUGCUCCAUCAUCCUCAGCAAUUGAAUUCAGAUUACUGGGGCCCUUCAAAACAGGAGAUUCUUCAUUAUCCAUACAGAGGGCCAAACAAUACUGGGGCUGAAGGAAGUGAGGAGUUUUUACUCUUUACUCUGACCCUUUUGAUUUUUAGUUUUUCCUCUGCACAAGAAAUUGGGAAGAAAGAUGGAAGUGAUGGCAUACCAGUUUUCUCGGUUACCAUACUCAGAUUCGCUCAAACUGCUAGAGGCUGAUAUACAACAAGCAAAUGCUUUGGCCGCUGAAAUAACCAGGACAAAGGGUGGGACUCUUCUCCAAAUGAAAUUGGCUUACAACCAUUUGGCUCCUCUCUUUCUGUUGUUGCUACAGUGGAUGGAUUUUUCUUGUACAUGCUUACUACUCAGAUAUCUUGACCUCUUUCACAUAGUUGUAUCCAAGGUACACAACGAUGGUAGAUCAAAUAUGACUCCUCCUGGAAGGAAAGCAACCAUCAGGGAGUUUUAUGCUAUUAUUCUGCCAUCUCUUCAAAGACUUCAUGGUAGCAUAGAAAGCUCAAGUUAUGGCAAGAAAUUGAUUGAAGGAGAUGCAAAACCAAUCCAUGUGGAUUUGGAAAGAGAAGAUGAAUGUGGGAUAUGCUUAGAGCCUUGCACUAAAAUGGUUUUACCUAAUUGCUGUCAUGCCAUGUGUAUCAAAUGCUACCGCAAGUGGAACAAAUUGUCAGAGUCUUGCCCUUUUUGCCGUGGUAGCUUAAGGAGAGUUAAUUCUGAGGAUCUGUGGGUACUCACUUGUAAUGAAGAUGUUGUUGAUGCUGAAACAGUUUCCAAGGAGGACUUGUUACGUUUCAACCUUUAUAUCAAUAACCUACCUAAAGAUCACCCGGAUGCACUUUUCUUAAUGUAUUAUGAGUAUCUGAUUUGAUAAAUAUAUUUCAGUGUACAUACAGGGAAAUCCAUACUGCAAUUGUGAAUAGAGUCUGGUAAGAAAUAUUUCUGAUCAUCUAAGGUACAACAUUGCAGAGAUAUAUGUGGAAUUGUUGUCCAGAAUGUAGAGUACUAUUACAACUUACCACGAACCAGUUGUUUGAGUUCAAGUUACACUUUUUCUAAGAAUCUAAUUUAGAUGUA
Vigna radiata var. radiata (mung bean) is the source of this 1272-nucleotide messenger RNA. RefSeq names its product RING-H2 finger protein ATL47. Lineage: Eukaryota; Viridiplantae; Streptophyta; Magnoliopsida; Fabales; Fabaceae. The record is from RefSeq and is a predicted model, not a curated record. The transcript is spliced from 5 exons. Gene Ontology annotation, biological process: protein ubiquitination. The coding region runs from base 335 to 1066 and encodes 243 amino acids. Gene Ontology annotation, molecular function: ubiquitin protein ligase activity.